UGCCCCCGCGGCCGCAGCAUGGCGGGAGCGGCCCCCGGCUCCGGCGGGCGGCGGCGGCUGCGGGACGAUGGGCUGCGCACCUGCACCUCCGCCGAGCAGUCCAAGGUGGAGGACAUCGUGCAGGAGGUCUAUGAUGCCUACAAGACAAACCAUCACUCCUCACAGUACGUCCUGCAGCGGGAGAAGCACUUCCAUUACCUGAAGAGAGGUCUUCGGCAGCUCACUGAAGCCUAUGAGUGUCUGGAUGCCAGCCGCCCCUGGCUCUGCUACUGGAUCCUGCACAGCCUGGAGCUGCUGGAUGAGCCCAUUCCCGAUUCGGUGGCCUCUGAUGUCUGCCAAUUCCUGAGGCGGUGCCAGAGCCCCCAGGGUGGAUUUGGGGGGGGUCCCGGCCAACACCCCCACCUCGCCCCCACCUACGCCGCCGUCAACGCGCUCUGCAUCAUCGGCACCGAGGAGGCCUUCGGCGUCAUCGACAGGAAGAAGCUCUUGGAAUACCUGCACUCGCUGAAGCAGCCGGAUGGCUCCUUCCUCAUGCACGUGGGUGGAGAGGUGGAUGUCAGGAGCGCCUACUGUGCCGCCUCAGUGGCCUCGCUGACCAACAUCCUGACGCCCGCGCUCUUUGCUGGCACGGCCGAGUGGAUUGCCAGGUGCCAGAACUGGGAGGGUGGGAUCGGCGGCGUGCCGGGCAUGGAGGCGCACGGUGGCUACACUUUCUGUGGCGUGGCCGCGCUGGUCAUCCUCAAGCAGGAACAUCUGCUGAACCUCCGGAGCCUGCUGCACUGGGUGACCGGGCGGCAGAUGCGCUUUGAGGGCGGAUUUCAGGGCCGCUGCAACAAGCUGGUGGAUGGGUGCUACUCCUUUUGGCAAGCCGGGCUCCUGCCCCUGCUCCAUCGGGCACUCCAUGCCAGGGGUGAUCCAGCGCUGAGCAUGGCACACUGGAUGUUCGACCAGCUGGCACUGCAGGAAUAUAUUCUCCUGUGCUGCCAGUGCCCAGCUGGCGGGCUGCUGGAUAAGCCAGGAAAAUCCCGGGAUUUCUACCACACCUGCUACUGCCUGAGUGGGUUGGCCAUUGCACAGCACUUUGGAAGCGGAGACCUCCACAAUGAGGUGGUCCUGGGUAUCCCUGAGAAUUGCCUGCAGGCCACGCACCCUGUCUACAACAUUGCCCCGGAGAAGGUGGCGAGGGCGGUGAUGCACUUCCUGCAGUAUCCCGUGCCCAGCCUGGAUCCAGCACCCGCUGCCGAGUAGGGGGGUCCUGCUGCUGGCUCGGGGUGCCGAGCCCCGGGAGCGAGCGGCACAGCCCAUCCCCGCGGCGGCCUGGCCAGGCAGAGCACGGUGCUCAGGGUGCUAGCAAUACCAAAAUCCAGCCUGCUCCAGGCCUGGUGUCCUGCUGCCAUCCUGGCCAGAGCCGAGGUGGGACACGGGCUCUGGCAGAGCUUUUUGGCAUCAAUAAACCAGAAGUCACACCCGCCGUGUGCUGGUGGCCCCGGGGAUGUGGGGCAGGAGGUGAUGCCAUGUCUGGAUCCAGUGGCACCAACUUCCCCCACUCCAAGAACACACGGUAACCACAGGGAAGGAUAAAAUAAGUGGAAUUUUG
Messenger RNA from Vidua chalybeata, 1597 nucleotides. RefSeq names its product farnesyltransferase, CAAX box, beta (gene FNTB). The coding region runs from base 19 to 1248 and encodes 409 amino acids. The record is from RefSeq and is a predicted model, not a curated record. Gene Ontology annotation, biological process: protein farnesylation. Gene Ontology annotation, cellular component: protein farnesyltransferase complex. Lineage: Eukaryota; Metazoa; Chordata; Aves; Passeriformes; Viduidae. The transcript is spliced from 12 exons. Gene Ontology annotation, molecular function: protein farnesyltransferase activity.